Molecule: messenger RNA, 2156 nt
Organism: Hippopotamus amphibius kiboko
Lineage: Eukaryota; Metazoa; Chordata; Mammalia; Artiodactyla; Hippopotamidae
Gene: LAPTM4B
Product: lysosomal protein transmembrane 4 beta
Exons: 8
Coding region: 226-888 (220 amino acids)
Cellular component (GO): lysosomal membrane
Source: RefSeq, a predicted model, not a curated record
CUCCCGCAGCUUUCGGAGUGCAGGUCCGGCCGAGGCAGCCGCUCGGAGCUCUCGGGGGAGGCGGGGAGCGAGGGUCUGCGGACGGCGGAGCGGGGCCGGGCGCCGACGCGGGAGCGGGAGCGGCCGAGGAGCCGGCAGCAGCCGCCUGACGGGCCCGGGCUAACGCGUCCGAAGCUCCCGCAAACUUGAGCGCGCGCUCGCGCCCCUCGCGCCGGCGGCUCGACGAUGAAGAUGGUGGCCCCCUGGACGCGGUUCUACUCCAACAGCUGCUGCCUGUGCUGCCAUGUCCGCACCGGCACCAUCCUGCUCGGCGUCUGGUACCUGAUCAUCAAUGCCGUGGUGCUGCUGAUUCUGUUGAGUGCCCUGGCUGAUCCAGAUCAGUAUCACUUUUCAAGUUCUGAACUUGGAGGUGACUUUGAUUUCAUGGAUGAUGCCAACAUGUGCAUUGCUAUCGCGAUUUCUCUUCUCAUGAUCCUGAUCUGUGCAAUGGCUACGUAUGGAGCAUACAAGCAACACGCAGCCUGGAUCAUCCCUUUCUUCUGUUACCAGAUCUUUGAUUUUGCCCUAAACACCUUGGUUGCAGUCACUGUGCUUGUUUAUCCAAACUCCAUCCAGGAAUACAUACGACAGCUGCCUCCUAAUUUCCCUUACAAAGAGGAUAUCAUGUCAGUGAAUCCUACCUGUUUGGUCCUUAUUAUUCUUCUGUUUAUGAGCAUUAUCUUGACUUUUAAGGGUUACUUGAUUAGCUGUGUUUGGAACUGCUACCGAUACAUCAAUGGCAGGAACUCCUCUGAUGUCCUGGUUUAUGUUACCAGCAAUGACACUACAGUAGGCUGUCAUCUGUGCAGACUGCGGCCCUGCCAGGCGUCCUUCCCUGGUACUGUUUGAGGACAAGGAGGAGUGAAGCAGGAACGCAAUUCAUUUAGGUGCUGUUACCCCCGUACGAUGAAGCCACCGUGAACGGUGCUGCCAAGGAGCCGCCGCCCCCUUACGUGUCUGCCUAAGCCUGGAAGUGCGGCGUAGCUGGGAGCCACAGCUUGACUUUCACACAUCAUAGCCAUAGUUCUUUAAUUUUUCUUCUGAGAUGAACGCCUGAGCUUCUUUGUUGCUGAAAUGCUACAGUUUAACAUUUUAGAUGUUAAGUUGAAACUCUCUGUCGCUUGAAACCUAUGCUUUUGCUAGAGCACUACUGUAGAGUAACUGUAGAGUUCUUUCUGUGGGGUGGGGUGGGCUCGCCUCGUCUUCCCUCAGCGUUGAAAUCGGCGUUGAAACUACCCAACCAUCUGGAUGAACCUUUUGUCCAAGGAGUCUGUUGUACGUGCUGAGCCCCAGAGUUGAAGAAUUUGUGACACUUUUCUCUCCCUUCCCUCCUUUCUCUUUUGAAAGUGUAAAAUAAAAUCACAGUUACACAAUACUUUUCUUAGGCCAUUCCGGUUACUAGAACAAACCCUUAGGAGAUGAGGAAUGUUCAUUGUAUAAGGAGUCCAUAUAUACAUAAAUAAAAACAAGAAUUUCCUUAGAUCCUUUAUGAUUUAAAUUCAGUGAUAAUUUGAGUUUGCUGGUCAAGGAUUUUUGUCCAUGGGCUAAAUGGAGACCCUUUGUCAGUCUCUGGCAGUGAAGACAGUCAGUCACCACCCCGGUGGCGGCUCUUAUACACCCAUGUCUGGGGUCACAUCGUGGCGUGUUAGAGGGGAACUGAUUGGCUUGGUGCUGCGUGGUAUCGGGUUCUCCCUCUCUCCCGGUUUCCCAUCCCUGCCCAGAGCCCCCUUUCACUAAGUGUUCUGCCCAAGGCUGACUCAGGGAGGACAUCUAUCAACCUGUGUCACGUGUAAUUGCUGACAUGUAUUUACCCAACAGUGUGAAAAAAAGGUUUUCUUCUCUUCCUGCAAGGCACACCCGACUACUUUGAACUUCUGAGUAUGCCACGUCAUCUUUUAAAAUGAAUGUAAAAUGGUCUUCAGAAAAAUGGAAGGUCGGGGUGGGGGUGCUUUCCUUGUGAAAUGCCCUUAUCUUGACGAUCUGAAUGUCAAGGGACUUUUAUAUAUUCAUAUGUCCAGAAGCCACUGUUCUCCUGUUCACUAUUGAAUGUGCUGUAAAUGAAGGUAUUUGCAAUUAAAGUGAAAUUUGCCCACAUCCAAGAAAACCCCUUUUUACUC